AUGGACCGAGACAGCCGGGAGCUUCAAAUGCGCCAAAACACUGCCGUCAUUGAAAGCGUUGCCUUUUCCAUCGAAGAAGUAAGACGCAUCCUCAGUCAAAUAAACUCAAGGUCAAGGUCAAGGCGCGUAGCUCAAUUUUAGAGAUUAGUGCAGCUUUGAAUUUAUCUGGAUAUUCUUAAGCAAUUAAUGCCUGUUUUUUACUUGAGUCCCUUUUAAAAGUCGCCUUUCAAUAUAAGGUAAAAUUUUUCCCAGUUUUGUUUUACAAUCUGGCAAAAUAGUCGUAUUUUGUAAAAAAAAAACCUUUGUAGUGACUGAUUUCCCUACUAUCGCUUACUAGUUUUCGUAGUUAAAUGACAAUAUUACUUGCUAUUCAGUGCGUAUUUCCGCACGUUGGCAACGUUUUGAUCCUUCUUCUGUAACGAAAAACUUUUCUUGUCUGUAAUGCCCCGCAGAGCACGUGCUAAAAGGCGAAAGCUUGCGGCCUCCCACCGUCUCUGGGUGCUAAAAUCGUGACUGAAGACAUAGCAGGUGCCAGCGUAUGUUCUUCGCCGUCUGCAGAUCUGAUUAACUCAUAAAUCCUUUUAGGACAUGUAGAACCUCAUGACCCUUCAGUCGUCCAAAAAUACGCCUCUGCUAGUCGUAGCAGGCCAUCAGCCGGCGAAAUAGUCGAUCAGUUGAUUUAUGGAGACAUAAAUAGCACUUCUGAAAAAGUAAUUGAACAAGAUUUUAAACUUAUUGGGGUAAUCAGUUCGGAAACGGAGGAAAGAAUUAAGUGCAAGCAUAAUUUCGUACUGCGAAACAUUCCGAGCCACUUAUCUGCUAUGGAGGGAGCGCAUUUUUCCUACAAAAUUGUGGUUUGAGUUUCAGUGUCACACAAGCUAAGCGACUUCGCUCGGUUAGCCGUAAUGCACCGAUACUAGUUACCCUAUUCUCCAUGAUAGAAGUCGAUUUUAUCUUCUAACGUUAGAAAACGUGAAGCUUUCCCAUGGCAUCAUAAUAUCAAUUGUCACACCUAAAUAAUAUGCUCUAACCAAUCAACUCCUUGUUUUUUAAAAAUACAAAGGCAAAGUAAGAAAUGUCACUCGCUUAAAAUAACUCGGUAAUAUUACGUUUUAAUUUUUUAUGGAUAUAAGUGCAUUAUUUAAGCGAAUUUCAAAGUAUGUACAAGACAAAUGCCAAACGUAGAACUGCAAGUUCAUUGUUAUCCUUUUUGCAUAGUGCCGCUUCUCGAAUUUGGUGAGAAAUAUUUUUAAAAUUUUCUUAUAGGCGGGGCUAGAAUCCUUUCCUCUGUUUUGCCCAGAAGAAAUGCUUCGGCACUUGCAAAUUUGCAAUCCAUUAUUAGCAAAGAACUCGAGGGUGUCAAGGCUGCUGGAACCUGGAAGACAGAGCGAGUUAUCACUAGCAAGCAGGCUGCCGAUGUAACUGUUGCCGGAAGUAAGACGGGUGUGAUUAAUUUCUGUGCAAACAACUAUUUGGGACUUGCGGUAGGCAUGUGAUUUUUUAUGUGAUUUUUUGUUUUCAAGAGUCAUCCAAAGGUGAUCGAAAAGGCAAUGGAAUGUCUUAAAUCACAUGGCGCUGGAAUGAGUUCGGUUCGGUUUAUCUGUGGAACAACAGUAAGAUCGAACAAUAUUGAAAUUAAUAAGACUUCUCCAGGAUAUCCAUAAAGAAUUGGAGGAACAGAUUGCUCGGUUUCAUGGUCGCGAAGACUCCAUUUUGUUCCCCAGCUGCUUCGAUGCCAACGGGGCAAUUUUCGAAGCCCUGCUUCAGCCUGAGGACUGCGUAAUCUCCGAUGAGCUGAAUCACGCUUCUAUAAUCGAUGGAAUCAGACUUUGUCGCGCCAAGCGUCUUAGAUACAAGCAUGGUGAUAUGAACGAUUUGGAGCGCUGCUUAAAAGAAGCCAGUGAUUGCCGUACGAAACUGAUCGCAACUGAUGGCGUGUUCAGCAUGGACGGCAAUAUUGCCAAGCUUCCGUAUGUUUGACUUAAAAUAAGCUGUGCAUUCACCUUGAUCAUUUAAACUAACCAUUUACUCACCAAUUUUACUUUUCAGGAAAAUCUGCGAACUUGCAGAUCGCUAUGGUGCAGUAACAUUCAUGGAUGAAUGUCACGCUACUGGUUUCUUCGGGAAGACCGGCAGGUAUGGGCUUACUUUUUACCAAAAAAUCCCCGAAUUUUGAAGCUUUGCAGAUUUCGAAGCUUUGUUAUCUCCUUUGCAGAGGCACAGAAGAGUAUUAUGGCAUGCAGGGAAAGGUUCACAUUAUCAACUCCACUCUUGGCAAAGCCCUUGGUGGGGCUUCUGGUGGAUACACUACCGCAUCCAAGGAAAUCGUCAACCUUCUCCGCCAGCGUGGCAGACCUUAUCUGUUUUCCAACAGCCUUCCACCAGCCGUCGUUGGCGCCGCUUUGGGUGCGUUCCAGCUUCUCACAGAAAGCUCCGCUCUGCCAGAAAAACUGCACGGCAACAUUAAGAGAUUCCGUGACACAAUGACCGCCCGAGGAUUUACGCUAUCUGUGGGUUGCCAAUUCGGUCUUAUUAUUUAACCCCCGUUUAUUUACUACUUCAUACAGUCAUAUUUUAAAAUAUUUCGUUUGUUAAAUUGGCUCCUUACAGGGUGACUACGACCAUCCCAUUGCUCCUGUCAUGCUCGGUGACGCUCGAUUGGCCGCCACGUUUGCUGACGAAAUGCUCAGUAGGUUUCUGUCAAUUUUCAAGGUUCAUUGUUUGCUAUAAUUCAUUCAUGCUUGUCUAUUCUACUUUGACAAAAACACCCAGCAAAGAACAAUAUCCGGAUUUUAACAUUUGUAGAGCAAGGAAUCUACGUAAUUGGCUUCAGCUACCCAGUCGUACCAAAAGGAAAGGCACGCAUACGUGUGCAGAUAUCUGCGGCUCACUCUACUGAACAGAUCGACAAGGCUAUUGAGGCUUUCACAUCUGUUGGCAAGAAACUUAAUGUUAUUCACUAA
Messenger RNA from Spirometra erinaceieuropaei, 2963 nucleotides. The record is from the annotation of a GenBank genome assembly. Lineage: Eukaryota; Metazoa; Platyhelminthes; Cestoda; Diphyllobothriidea; Diphyllobothriidae.